AUGGUCCUCGUCGCGACCGACAACUGUUGGCCGACCGAGAAUCUGAUCCUCAAGACCCGUCGCAAACACUACCGCACCAAUAUCGCUCCCUGGCACUGGCAGCUGCGGUCCCUCAUCAGCGCCGAGGGAAACGACACCCUCUACUUCCCGACUGGAGUCAACAACAACCACAUUACGCGCAUCAACACCCAGACGCAGGAAUCCGAGACCAUCAAAGUCCUGAGCUUUCAUCCGCGAUGCCUGGUCGCAAGGAAUGGCUGGAUAUGCUGCGGUGGUGAGAGUGGCGAGUUCGCCGUCCUCCAGAACCACAGCCUCGGCGAGAUGGACGGCGGCGAGACCACCAGACGGACCAAUGUCGACGAUGCGCUCAGCAGUAACUUCCAUUCGCACCUCCGCUCGCUCGAAUCUCCGCCCGCCGCCAACGACACGUCUUUGACAUCAUCUUUCAGCAGAGAUAUGUUCAACCUGCUUGAGCAGAGGCUCAACGGUCCGACCAAGACCUGGACUGCGUCAAACCACAAGUACGGCUCGGAGCGCGUGAAUUGCAUCACCAUUUGGGAACCGCCCGAGGCCACCUCCUUGUUCCCCGCGCGCCCUGGCCACUAUGCCACUCCCGUCGCUGUGCUUGCAAACAACGACAAGACGGUCACCCUCGUUGGCUUGCACGACUGCGAAUACCUCGACGAGCUGGAACUGCCAGAUUGUGUGAACCGAAGCAUCAUCUCCCCCGAUGGUUCCCUGCUGGCCAGCAUUUGCGACGACCCGUUUCUCUACUUGCACACCAGAAGUGCUGUGGACAAGGGCAGGAUCGGGGACUCUUACGAGUGGAAGAUGCUGCCCAGGGUCCGUUUGGAAACGCCACCGACACAACAGCCUCCGCGCGACGACUGCAGGGGUUCCUUCGCCGCUUCUUUCUCGUCCUCUGGGAGAUAUCUGGCGAUCGGGGUUCAGAAUGGCACAAUGCUCGUUUUUAACGUAGCCGCGUUGGUCACUGCAGAAACGGACCCCCUGGUUGCGUCCUUCGGCUCCAGUCAACGUCCUCAUACCCAGGGCGCCAUUCGAGACAUGGCCUUCUGCCCUGGCCCCUACGAUCUUCUGGCGUGGACUGAGCAUCGUGGACGGAUUGGCGUCGCUGAUGCGCGAACAAACUUCACGCAACGUCAAAUUAUUGCACUAGACCAGCAUGAUGACUAUGAACACCUACCCCUCAACGACCGGAACACGAUUGACCCUCGGCUCCUAGAACAUAGGAAUGAACGCAACAUGGCCUCCAGUAGCCCCUCACACCUCGCGAGAUUGCUGAGCCAAGCUAGCUCGCCCCAACCUACUACGAAUCCCGAAUCCACUGCUGAGGCCACUGAACGGCUGAACCACCCGUUCACGCCGGAAGAGACUGCGAUUCUGGAGGCUGUCUCCAACGAACGGCGGCGACGGGAGGCCAGGGAAGCGCGAGAGCAGAUCGCGCAGGAGAUAGCAAGGGGUAGCACGGCCUGGAGAUCCUCCAUCUGGGCUGAGAGACGUGACACACUUUCACGCAUUCUCGAGCGUGAAAGACGUGAUGCACGGGAUCAACAUCGCCUAGCAGCAGCUCAAGCACAGAAUUCGUCGGAGCAUGAACGCGAGAGACGUGCUCCCACGCCUCGGAGGAGAAAUAGCUCGACGAUGCAAGCCGCCUUAGCCCAGGAUUCCGACCUGGCGUCGGCACUCGGCCGCAACGCUACUUCGGGUAAUAACGAGGCGGCAGCAUCUCGAGAUUCUUCUCGGCCGUGGGCGGCCGGAAGGCCACUCGCAGGCUGGGCCGAUCUCGAGGCUCUCUACAACAUCGCGGGAGGUGAUGAAUCCGGGUCGAACGACAACAUCAGGGUGCAACCAAGCCGUACGCGUCGCGCAAUUCCUGUCAUCAACGACGUUUGGAAUGACGACCUGACGGGCUUUGGCACCCGGCGUAACUACCCAAGAGUUAGCAGCCGCGACCAUACUCAGCACCCUGAUGAUACGGCCGGACUCACAUGGAGUGCGGACGGCCAGACAUUAUGGGUGGGAGCUGAGGAUGGCGUACUUGACGUCGUCAAACUUACCAACGAAGAUGCUGAGAGAAAGUUUGCGGCGUCAAUUGCUCUCGCAGACGCGGCAUGCAAUAACCCGCCCCUUCUCGAGCACAUCGCCGGCGCGGGCAGAUUUCACGCAUGUUUAGGCGGCGGCGUGAUCGGCCUGGCUACGGCCCAGCGCCUGGCGUCCUCCCACCCAGGGGCCAGCACUCUGCUCCUGGAGCGGCACGGCCAGGUCGGCACCGAGACCUCGAGCCGCAACAGCGAGGUCAUCCACGCUGGCAUCUACUACCCCGCUGCCUCCCUCAAGACGCGGCUGUGCCUCCGCGGCAAGGACCAGCUGUACGCAUUCUGCGCGCGGCACGGCGUCCCCCACGCGCGCACGGGCAAGUGGAUCGUCGCGCAGGAUGCCGGUGAGCGCGACGCCCUGGAGCGCCUGCACGCCUUCUGCCGCGACGAGAUCGGCGUGCCCACGCGCUGGGUCGGCCCCGAGGAGAUGGCGCGUGAGGAGCCCGCUGUUCGGGCCCAGGAGGCCGCCCUCGAGAGCCCCACCAGCGGCAUCGUGGACAGCCACUCGCUCAUGGUGACGCUGCACGGGCUGUUCGAGGACGCAGGCGGCGUCACGGCGCUGAACUCGGCCGUGGCCGCCGUCGAGCCGCUCCCGGGGGCCGGCCUGCCGGGCAGCGGCGGGUGGCGCCUCACGGUGCGCGACGUGUCGACCGGCGAGGAGAGCAUCAUCGAGACGGAGACGCUGGUCAACAGCGCCGGGCUCGGCGCCAUCGAUCUGCACAACUCCAUCGUGCCACCGGAGCGGGCCAUGAAGCUGUACUGCGCCAAGGGCAACUACUUCUCGUACGGCGCCUCGCAGCCCAAGGUCAAGCGCCUGAUCUACCCGAUGACGAUGCCCGGCGCCGGCGGCCUGGGCACCCACCUCACGCUCGACAUGGCGGGCCGCCUCCGCUUCGGCCCGGACGUCGAGUGGGUUGACGACCCGGCCGACCUCCAGGUCAGCGCGGCGCGCCUGCCCCAGGCUCUGGGCGAGAUCCGGAAGUACCUCCCGGACGUGGAUGUCAGCGCGCUGACACCCGAUUACGCCGGCAUCCGACCCAAGUUAGCCAAGGCCGGCGCCGUGGGCCCCGGCAAGGGGUUCGUGGACUUCUACAUCAAAAAGGAGGAGGGGUUCGAGGGCUGGGUGAACCUACUGGGUAUGGAGAGCCCCGGUCUCACGAGUUCUCUCGCCAUUGGGGAUAUGGUGAACGACCUGUUAUACGGAAGUCAGAGCGAGAAAGCAUGA
Molecule: messenger RNA, 3342 nt
Organism: Neoarthrinium moseri
Lineage: Eukaryota; Fungi; Ascomycota; Sordariomycetes; Amphisphaeriales; Apiosporaceae
Exons: 7
Coding region: 1-3342 (1113 amino acids)
Cellular component (GO): mitochondrion
Molecular function (GO): protein binding; (S)-2-hydroxyglutarate dehydrogenase activity; (S)-2-hydroxy-acid oxidase activity
Source: RefSeq, a predicted model, not a curated record